This is a messenger RNA of Paramisgurnus dabryanus, 3066 nucleotides long. RefSeq names its product F-box and WD repeat domain containing 12 (gene fbxw12). Gene Ontology annotation, molecular function: protein binding. Gene Ontology annotation, cellular component: cytoplasm. NCBI's taxonomy places the organism in Eukaryota, Metazoa, Chordata, Actinopteri, Cypriniformes, Cobitidae. The record is from RefSeq and is a predicted model, not a curated record.
UUGCCGUAGAAUAUGUCCAUAUGUGACGUCAUCGCGAAACUGAAAGUUGCUAGGAAGUAACUCACUGGCGUGAUUUGGCAAUCAUUUAAUAAUUAUUAAAUCAAUAGGAAUGGAGAUUUGUCCACAUUUACCGCUGGACUGCUUGAUCACUGUAUUUUCCCUUCUUCAGGAUGAAGAUUUAAUUAGUGUGUCAACAGUUUGUAAGGAGUGGUACCAUGCUGCAGAGACACAAUGGUUGUGGAAGAGACUGUGUUUAAAGAGAUGGAGCUUCUGCAAUGUUUCCCAGUUCCGCACAGACACCGGGACACCCUCAUGGAAAAGAUAUUAUCUGCGUCGAUCUCAUCUAGAGAUGAAAAUGAAAUCAGGCAGGUCAUGUGCAGACUACACCUGCAAAAGCCUGCGAGGCCAUAAAGGCAAGGUUGUUGGUUUUGGAUACUUGGUUGGAAAUGAUGACUGCUCAGACGUUUGGAAGUCUACGCCAGUUGUCUGUAGUGCAUCCACAGAUGGCACAGUCAAAGCAUGGGACAUCCAGAAGGGUGUUAAUUUAUGGACCAGUCCUGCUCAAAGUCCUAUGCAGGACAUCAUAGUCGACCCUGUUCGGUCUGUUGUUGUCACAUCCGACUGCACAGGAACAAUCAAAGCGUGGGAGGGAUUAACCGGACAGGAGCUGGCCUCAUUUGAGUCAGGACUCUCAAAUGCCAAACUGAUGUUAUUCAAUGACAAAAGCAGCUCUUUCGUUAUGGUGGGAUCUAUUCAAGGUCUAGUUGUCUUGACUUGUCCUGCACUGUCUGAGGUUUCAAGGCACGUGGUCUUCGACUCGUUUAGGGUAGACCUACUUCUUUCAUCUCCAGAUAAAAAGUGGAUAUUCACUGCCUCCAAAGAAAAUUUAGAUUUAUGCCCUAAGGUUUUCUACACUGAAACGGUGUGUUAUCCAAACAAGGAUGAGGAAAGUCUGUGUCAGAGUCUGUCAAUCAAUGGCUGUUGUGCUGCCGUAUUCCUUCCCUCCCAUCAUGCACGAAUCGCAGUAAUCCAUACAGACAGUCUCUUCAGCAACAAAACAGUCUCAGUCUUUGACCUGACCAUAAAGGAAUCCAAAUAUAAGAAGGAACCACAAGCUCAACAAGUUGCAUCUUUUCAGAUAGAACUAAGGGACCGUACCAACCUCACUCUUGAGGCAAAAGGGAGCAACACCCUUCUGGUUACAGAUGGAAACUUUCUAAAGGUUUACACGCUUACAGGGGAUCUUGUAGCUAGUUUUGAGGACCAUAUACAGCCGAUUUCUGCUCUUUGUGUGGACAGUUUUAGGGUGGUAACAGCAUCCCACGACCUGUCUCUCCGAGUACUGACCUGGAGAAAUGAUAAACAACAUGGGCUUAACCUUGAGAGCCAGUAUCAAUUACUUGGAGGCUCCCACACAAUGUCCAGAGGAUUCACAAACGUUGCCUGUGAUUAUUCAAGUAUAGUGGCCUCUGUGGAGUCAGUGGACGGAAAGGACGUUUUGAAGGCAUAUACAUUUGAUUUCUGAGCAUUUUUCUAACAUAACUCGAGUUGGUCAAGACAUGCUCUUAAAUAAAAUGAACCAAAGUAAAGGAAAUAUUAUUUAUAAGUCAAAACUCUGAUCGUGAGUACUUUUGGGUAAAAGGCAAAGGAUAUAAAACGAACUGCAAGUACAAUAUUCUAACUGUACAAUAAGAAAAAAAUAAACUCAUAAUUCUGGGAAAAUAUUGAUUCAUUGGAGAUGAUUGUGAUUCGAUUGUAUAUUAUAAUGUCUUACUUUUCUUUUUCCAAUUGUCUGUAUGUCAAAAAGUCCUUCAAAGGAAUAGUUCACCUUAUCGUGCAUAAAUUAAAUGCACAGUGCAUGUAAAGAAGCUUCAUGAUCCUUGUAGUUGGUGCUGAGGAGCAUUGUUGUGCGGGUUCGCUGGUGUAGUAAUUAAUUAAUGGUGCUGGGAGCUCUCGGGGCUGAAUAAAGAAGAAUAGAUAAAAACAACAUUUAUAUAUAACACAGGGUUUAAGUUAACUGUAACUAAUUAGAAAUUUACUAGUUAACAAAUGUUGUUUACCAAGAGGAAUAGAUUCCCUUGAUUGCCUGAUUCUCCUCACUCCAUUGUGAUGGAUCCUCGUACUUGCACGUCUGCCCACCACAUCCCAUAGACUAUUGCAUAUGGUAGGGAAUAACAUAAGGUAGCACCUCUUUAACUAUGUAUUUUGGCCUGGGAACUCUGGAGCCUGUCACUUUUAAAGGAACGAUUGUAAUUGCAAGGACAAACAGUAUUACUAAAGAUACACUUUUUGUGACAAUAAAUUUGGGAAGGCUCCCUUCCGUGCUUUCAUGAACGCGCCCAACCCCCACCCCCAAAUCCUUUUUGUCGUUUAAAGUUAUUUUCUGGAAGUGGUAGUUGAGAUGUAUACUUACCCAAACACAGGUGAAGAAAAUGAAUUGUUUCUUUUCUGUUUAUAUACACGACUGAUUGGAUUUGACCUUUUUAAAAUUAUUUCUUGGUUAUAACAAAUGUUAAAAAAUGAUUUUGCCGUGAAGAUGUUGCCUGAUAUUUGUCUCGUUUUCUCCUAAGAAGGUUGAAAGUUGAUGGUUUCUUUCCCUGCAAACAUUACAUGUCAAGCCAAGCAUGUGAAAAAGGUACUGUAGCUAUUUUCAGACUCCCUCAAGAUUUACCAGCUAAUCCACUUACUUCUAAAAAAGUUCAAAUGAAAUGGCCUCUGAACAUUAAGGACAGUAAACACCAUUUUUAUCUGGUUAUUUAUGAUUUAAAAAAGGUAGAAAGUGUAUUUUUCAAAAUAUAACUUUUAUUUAUAUACAAUAUUUUCAAAGCAGCUGUGCAGAAAAUCACACUGUAUUGCUGUAAAGGUCCAUAGUUUUAAUAGAAAAGUUCACUGAAAGACAUGAUUUUGUCUAUUGUCCUUUAGUUAGCAACCCAAAGGUGACGAUGGCAAAUAAUUAAAAACUCUAUAAGUUGAUAGCAGUAGAAGAACCCGUUAUGAAACAAUUUCUCAUGUACACCAUGGAUAAUGUUUAUACUUGUUAAGUCAUAAGAGCAUAAAAACAAAGUG